AGUACAAAAUAAAAUGGUUUCUUGAAUUCACCCUGACAAGGCUAAUCCGAACUUACCCAGGGUCUUAUUGCUCGAACCAGCAAGGCUAAUGUAUAUGAGAUUCACAUAUUUAUUGAUAAAGAACCACUUUGAACGUAGGCACAAACACAAGGGACCUUUUGUGUUAUUUUUCCCGUCAAAAUCAACUUGUGAAACCAUUGAACCACCUUGUACUAACCACGUUUAAUUUAUUAACUUUAAAGUUUCAACCAUUGUCAGCCACCAUCCUUUUACCGUUUUUCUUUUUUUUUAAGGAAACGCAAAUUGACCCCCUCCAUUUUUCAAGAAAGGAAAAAAUCGCGGGCUUUUGCAAAGCUUUAUCUCCCACCACUAUUCAAAUCUCACAGUGUAAUAUUUCUGUCACAGUGGAGAGACCAAAAAAGGGUUUGAGAAGAGAUGCCAGAAGGAGUAGCGGCAACCAUAAGAACAAAAAUGGAGGAACUAAGAUUAACAUGUGACAGAGAUUUAUACAUUCAACAACAGAAUAUUGAUGCUGGUGUUAUCUCCUUUUCGGAAUCAUUGGAUUCAAUCAAGACUCAAACUCAAGAAACCCUUCAAUUCCAGGAAAAACUUGGGAAAUUGAAAACUGAGCUUAGAGAGGCGGAAGAUAAUUUAGUAAAAGCACUUGCAGUAAAGACCCGAAAAGAGGCAAAGAGGACAGAAAUGGCAGACUUAAUAUCUGCUACCAAUGUUAGAGUGGAAGAACUUAGAUGUGUCGUGGAAGAUCAAAGGGCGAGGAAACAUGAAUAUUCCACCCUACUAUCUCAACAAGCUGAUGCUCUGCAAGCACUUGAAGAAGAGCUUAACCAGAACACUGAGCAUAGAGAGGCAAUAGAGGAGGCUACUGUGUGGUACAAUAAGGUGCUUGGUUUACGUAUUGAAUGUGGCCAAGGAGUGAAAUUCAUCUUUACCAAUAUAGAUGUCAACAAUCCAGAUGACAAGUACUCUUUUACUGUCCGUCGUGAGAAUGAUGUACAUACUUUGAUUGAUUGUGAUCCACAGCUGACUGACGCAAAAGAACUGCUCAUUGAGUUAAAUAAAAGCAAUGGACUAUUCAAGUUCGUCAGGACUAUGAGAGAGAAAUUUCUAGAAGCUGUAGCACAUGGAUUAACAUCUCAAGAUCAAGAUACUUCUAUGAUCUCUAUGCCUCCCCUGAUUUCGUCCAUUUCAACUAAUAGUAGAGAUGAAUCUUCACCCCAAAAAGCGGAGCCUCAACCUGAUGAAUAUAAGAGAAGUUCCAUGAAGCUUGCCCAUGGUAAAAGGGUUAGGUCAAGAAAUGAUAAUAAUCAGCCAUUUUUCUUCAUCUGAAUUUGAUCAGCCAUCAUAUACUCAGUUGGCUAGCAUUGACUAGCAAAUACUCCCUCUUUAAUUUAUGUGUAUUACUUUCCUUGUUAAUCUAUUUAGAAAAAAAAAAUCACCUUUCUAUAUUUUGUAAAUUUUUAAUUCCAACAUUCUUGUUUUAUCCUUAAUGACACUCCCUUAUAGGAUGACUGACCACAAGAUUCAAGGAUA
Lycium ferocissimum is the source of this 1551-nucleotide messenger RNA. Its product is annotated as kinetochore protein SPC25 homolog. Bases 436 to 1347 code for a protein of 303 amino acids. The transcript has 9 exons. NCBI's taxonomy places the organism in Eukaryota, Viridiplantae, Streptophyta, Magnoliopsida, Solanales, Solanaceae. Gene Ontology annotation, biological process: chromosome segregation. The record is from RefSeq and is a predicted model, not a curated record. Gene Ontology annotation, cellular component: Ndc80 complex.